Sapajus apella (tufted capuchin) is the source of this 2227-nucleotide messenger RNA. RefSeq names its product beta-1,3-galactosyl-O-glycosyl-glycoprotein beta-1,6-N-acetylglucosaminyltransferase 6-like. Gene Ontology annotation, molecular function: acetylglucosaminyltransferase activity. The transcript is spliced from 3 exons. Lineage: Eukaryota; Metazoa; Chordata; Mammalia; Primates; Cebidae. The record is from RefSeq and is a predicted model, not a curated record. Gene Ontology annotation, cellular component: membrane. Gene Ontology annotation, biological process: transforming growth factor beta receptor signaling pathway.
UGAGAAUACGAGUCUACCUGUAAAAGCAAUAGUUUGAAAUUGUAUUAAUAAUCAAAAUGAUUAAUAUAUAUGAGUAAUGGGUCAUGUUAAAAUUAGUCCCUAAUCCUCUGCAAUCUAUAGCCGUUUAUAUGGAAAUUCUGUCUCCUCUAAAAGCCACAGCUGGUUGUGGGGAGAUUUUGCCAUCUAAUCUUGCUGGGACCCUUCAAAACUAAAGGAAUGAGGGAAAUGAGUCACUCUUUCAAUUAUUCAUUGGAAGAAUCCACUGAGUGCCCAAAUGUGCCUGGCGCUAUGCUGACCACUUUGGAUAAAAACUCUUAAGACCUGGCCCUGCCUAAUGAAGUACUCCUACUCUAAUGGACAGAAAUCUGGAAGGAUCUUCCUGCUUAAAAGGUUAGGAUUGAUAAGCCAGAUGGGAAAUUAAUGGAAUAUACCUAGAUAUACAUACUCAGGGAGAAGAUAGCCACAAAAGGUGGGGUAGAUAUAGAGAGGUAUGUAACUGGACACAAUUAUGACAGAUUAGCUGAUUCAACAAUAGAAACAAGAAAUGAGAGCUCACUCUUUACCCCAGCUCCCCAGUUACAGUGAGUCACACUGAGUAGUCUUGGUAGCCCAGCCUGGAUGAGGAUACAUUGACUAAAAGAUAAGCACAUUCACAGAACAAGAAGUAAGAAAUAUCACAGAAUUGACACUUAACUGGGAAAUGGCCAGGAAUUAAAAUAAGCAAACCGGAUCUGGAGAAGUGAGUGCAACUAUUAUCCCUCAUUCAUUUAGUUUUGAAGGAUCCUAGCAACAUUGGGUGGCAAAAUCUGCCCACAACUGGCUAUGGAUUUUAGAGGAGACAGAAUUUCCAUAUAAACUGCUGUAGAUUGCAGAGACUUGUAGAGAGGCAAAAUGUUUGAUUAAUUGAUUAUUUUCUUUAACUCUCAAAGAAGAAUUAUUUCCCUCCACCCUUCUACCCCAAGGUGUCAAAACUAAAAUGAAGUUUUGGAGCAGUUAUCUUUGUAUCAUUACUCUUCAAGCUGUAAUCAUCGUCACAGUAUUAUACAACGUGCGUGUAAGUCAACCAGACAGUGAUCAAAUGGAUGAUGCAGGUGGUGAAUAUCAAGUCCUUUCCCUACCGCACAUCUGUGACACAGCCCUAAAUGGGAAGACAGUGCAAGUGUUGCCAAGUGUUCUAUCCACAACGUUUGGAAUAGAUUCCUGCCCUUACUAUGUGCUGGAGAACCACUAUAUCACAACUCCUUUGUCCACAGAAGAAGCUGCAUUCCCUUUGGCAUAUGUAAUGACCAUCAGUCAAGAUUUUGAUACGUUUGAACGACUUUUCCGGGCUAUUUACAUGCCUCAAAAUGUCUACUGUAUUCAUGUUGAUAAGGCAGCCACGAUUGACUUCAAAAUUGCUGUGAGUGAAUUACUGGAGUGCUUCUCAAAUGCAUUUAUAUCCUCACAGUCUGAGUACAUUAUUUAUGGGGGCAAAUCCAAGCUCCAAGCAGACCUGGCCUGCAUGAGAGAUCUUAUAGCAUCAGCUGUUCAGUGGAGAUAUGUCAUUAACACUGGUGAUCACGAUUUCCCCCUAAAAACCAACAGGGAGAUAGUUCAGUAUUUAAAAAUGAUGAACUGGACAAACGUUACACCUAAUUUAGUGUCUGUUCUGAAAUCUACUGAAAGAAUCAAAUAUACCUAUAGAGAGUACAGAACCAGAUCACACGCUUUUGUCUUACGGAAACGUAAAAGGAAGAGCCCACCUCCAUGUCAACUCAAAAUCCACUUUGGUUCAACUUAUGUUGCCCUUACAAGGGAAUUUGUCCAUUUUGCGCUUUAUAAUAAAAUAGCCAUUGAGUUACUCCAGUGGUCUCAGGAUACGUACAGUCCAGAUGAACAUUUCUGGAUUACACUCAACAAUAUUCCAGGUGAGUGUGGUUUCCUUUCUCAUUUUUUUUUUUUUUGCUUGUUCAUUUUUAUUUUUUUGACCCUCUUUCAUUCAGAUAGAGAUUAUGGGCUUCGGAAAGCAGCAGCGAACUCUGGCUCCCACCAGAAUAGACACACCUUUCCACAUGGCCUUGAGUUUCAGCAACAAUAUCCAGUUAUCAGCUUUGGUGGCAACGACUGUAGCAUCAUGGCGGGCACUGCAGCACCAAGGGAGGCCCUGGGGUCUUUCCACCUGAAAGCAGCUUGUUCUGCUCAUUAGAACAAGUGGGGAUUCUGGAACUGCUAUUCACACCUCAAAUAG